AUGCUGGCGGCGCUGCCGCUCAUCACGCUGCUCGUCGGCGCCGCUGCGCUGCUGCUGCAGCUGUGUGCCGUGGCGCUGCUGCUGGCGCAGCUCUGCGAGCUCGUCGAGACGCGCCCGCGCAGCGUGCAGCGCUGGGGCAUGCGGGCGGCACUGGCCAGCUGGGUGCUGCUCGUGCUUGGUCUGCCCACAGCGCGCCUGCUGCUCCUCGCCUGCCUCUCGCAGCUGGCACAGGCGGCGCUGCUGCGCCACACCCGCUGGCCCGCAUCGCCGCCGCUGCUGCUGCUGGCGGCGACGCUGCCGGCGGUGCUGCUGCAUCUGCUGCUCCUCUCGCACCACCGCCGCUCCCUCGCCGCAGACGCAGCACACGCCGCCCAGCCGCUCCUGCCCGGCGGCCGCGCGCUGUGGGACGCCCCGCCGGCACCACCGCCGCCCAUGACGGCGGCGCAGACGGCGGCGCUGUGCGCGCUCCUCUGGGCCACGCCGCUCCUCAACCUCACCGCCGCAUGCGCACAGAGCUGGGGCCUGCCUGCCGCACGCACGGCUCAGCGACGGGAGAAUUAG
This is a messenger RNA of Tilletiopsis washingtonensis, 561 nucleotides long. RefSeq lists its product as hypothetical. Bases 1 to 561 code for a protein of 186 amino acids. The record is from RefSeq and is a predicted model, not a curated record. The transcript has 2 exons. NCBI's taxonomy places the organism in Eukaryota, Fungi, Basidiomycota, Exobasidiomycetes, Entylomatales.